CCCACUCCUUCUCUACCCUGCCGUCCACCCUACCCACCCUCGCUGCACUCUCUGCCGACCAUCCGUUGAGGAACAGAGCUCGUAUCUCAUCCCCGAAGCCCUCAAUCUCUUAUUUGAACGUUUCAUACCGGAAAAUCGACCAUGGCGUUUGGGUUGACUAUCGGAACGGAGCGGGCGACGACUUUGCAGACUUCGAUACAAGAUGAACUUACGAGAAGGGGCUACAGCACGGAGGCCGACCCAGUCAUGGCCGAGUACAUCACUAUAAUGAUUAUCAACAACAAAACUAAAGAGCAAAUAUCUUCUGAGUUGGAAGAUCUGAUUGGGACUGAAUUUGAUCCGAGUUUCGUUGACUGGCUUUUCGAAGAAGCCGCCAAAGGCGCGCCCGACGCAGCACCCCCCGUUCCCGAAGCUUCGACAUCCACUCAGCGCCGUGAAUCGCCCCCACACCUAGUAGAAACCACACGAAAACCACCAAGUGGCCCUCGCGCCGGUGCACCGCUCUAUCAGCAAGCCAUCUCCCAAGCUAUCCCUUCCACAUCCCCCACCGCACAGAAGCGCACAGCGUCUGCUCGUUCACCGUCACCCACGGGCCAUGCCAACAAAUCCCGACGUAUGGACGGGCCACCAACGGGUCCGCGGGCGAUGCAGCACGGAGGCGGUGGCCAGCGGAGUCUGCUCGAGCGUAUGGGCCCAUCACGUAACGGCCACCCGCCAUUCCCGCAGGACGACAUCCAGGCGCGGAUAGACAACAUCACCAAUGGCUCGCCCGACGCGAACAUGAUGAUGAUGGGUGGCUUCCCGAUGGGUGGCAUGGGUGGCAUGGAUAUGGCGAUGACGAACCCGAUGCUGCUCCAGGAGAUGAUGAUGAACCAGAUGGCGCUCAUGACCCAGAUGGCAGGGGCUAUGGGCGUCAUGAAUGGCGGGUUCCCGAUGCAACCAGGCAUGGGUGGGGAUAUGGGAAUGUUUAACGGAGGCGUCAACGGGAUGCAGGGGCAGAUGGGCGGGAUGGAUAACGGCAGGGGGAGAGGGCGGGGUAGGGGUGGCUCUCGCGGCGUCGGUCGCGGUAGAGGAGGCCCGCCUGGUCAGAACGUCGCGCCGCACAACCCGGACGGGGCGCCAAACGGACCUCAGCACACACAGCCGACACAUGCUCCCGCACCUUCAAUUGCGGCACCGACACCUGUCCAGGCCCCCGCGGUUACACCUGCUCCGGCAAUCAGGUUCUCGACAAGCGGGUCAGCCCAAGGUCGCCCGAAUUUCGUUCCCCCUGAGCGGCCACAAUCACCCACGCUUUGCAAGUUCGGCCUGAAAUGCACGAACGCACUUUGCCGAUACUCUCAUCCGUCUCCUGUGGCUACGCCAGAGAGUGGUGUGGUGCUGAGCAACGAGGCCUGCGAGAACGGCAAGAACUGCAAGGACAAGGACUGUAUCAAGGCGCACGUCAGCCCUGCUGUGCUGAACCCUCAUGCAGAACAACUCAAACCCAUCACGUAUUCGUCACCCGCACCUCCGACGACCCACUCGCACCCACAAUCCCAGACGCCCUGUCGAUUUGGCGCCGCAUGCACGCGUCCCAACUGUUCAUUCGCCCAUCCUUCUCGUGCACCGAGUAACGCCUCUGCCAUAUCAUGCAAGUUCGGCACGGCAUGCACGCGUGCGAACUGCUCGUUCCAGCACCCUGAGGGUCGCGUGCUGCCGUCGACCUUCCACCGUGGUCUGUCCACGACCGGCGCGGUAGAGAGCGUUCCUACGCCUCAGGCGGGCACCAUGGGUGCGCCCAGCCACCACAAGAGCAUGACAUUCAACAAGUCCCAGAGCGCGGCGGAGCUAAGCAAGAAGGUUAAGGAGAUGGAGGAGAAGAAAAAUGAGGCGGCGAAGGCGGUCGCGCAGGCUGAGGCUGCUGCCGGCAAGAAGGAUACGUCGACGGGCGUGGUGAUCAGCGCAUAGGUGCCCGUAACGGCAGUGACCUGCGAAUCGCAGCUCUUUUGACACGAUGCAGCCGAAACGGUUGUUCGGACGAACAGUAGAUAUCUGUAUAAUAUGUGUCGCUAACUGCUUUGUGAAUGUGGUGAAAUGUUUCGUCUACUUAGCUACAACUUCAGUUGGGUGGAAUACAGUCCUGGUGGUCAUCCAAACCGCCAAUCCCACCCUCUCCUGUAUGUGUGAUUCUCGUCGGUUAUGUGGGCAGAGAUAUCAACCUGGAGUUCAACACUGU
This is a messenger RNA of Rhodofomes roseus, 2218 nucleotides long. RefSeq lists its product as uncharacterized. Gene Ontology annotation, cellular component: nucleus; cytoplasm. Gene Ontology annotation, molecular function: poly(A) binding. The record is from RefSeq and is a predicted model, not a curated record. Lineage: Eukaryota; Fungi; Basidiomycota; Agaricomycetes; Polyporales; Fomitopsidaceae. Gene Ontology annotation, biological process: regulation of mRNA stability. The coding region runs from base 142 to 1950 and encodes 602 amino acids. The transcript is spliced from 7 exons.